Molecule: messenger RNA, 2430 nt
Organism: Enterobius vermicularis (human pinworm)
Lineage: Eukaryota; Metazoa; Nematoda; Chromadorea; Rhabditida; Oxyuridae
Source: the annotation of a GenBank genome assembly
AUGACAAAUCAACUCAGGAUAGGACAGACGAAGGCAGAGGUGCUCAAAAGGUGCAAAUUGAAAGACAGUUUGAAUCGCAAGCUACAGCGUCGACCAGGACCGUUGGAACUGGUUACAAAAAAAAUUUUACAAGCGGAUGCCGAGUUGGAAUUAGCUAUACAGGGUCUUCUUAUUGGCCUCUGUUUCAUUAGCCUUGUUUUCAUUUUUAAUUGUAACAAAGCUGUAAAAGGCCGAGUGCUGUUUACAAAGACUACAGAAUUUGGUGUCGAAGGAGAACGAGACGAUUUACCACAUCAGACACCAGGAAUGGAAGUAAUUGCUACUCCGACAUGCUCGCAUCAGCCAAAAGUUGUCAAUAUCUGCAACAGUAAGUCUAGAUUUCGUAAGAAAGCUCAUCAGAACCGGACCCCGUAUGAACAGUCGUCGUCAGCGUCGUCUCCAAAUCAAACCCGCUCGAAAAUCAAAUUACAAGACAAUAAAGAGGCUACUGCAGAUAACAGCUACAAGGUAUCUUCACUGAAAACUGUUGACACUACUGUAUUACAGCCACGUUCACCAAACGAAACUGCUGAACAGUUUGACGCUGUGUGUGAAUCUCACAGUAGUUAUGACCUGUUAUUACAUCAACAGCACCUGUUUCUUCAGUGGCAAAGAGAAGUUGAAAAUUCGGAUGCCACUAGUUCCUCACAACAGGAUGAUUCGUCGAGGCAAAAUUCUAACGAGCUACCCUGUGUUGUCGUGCCUCCCCAAACUUCCCUUCAACCAGAAGUAAAUUAUCAGUUGACUGGUGAAUAUCAAGAAUCCAGUAGCUAUCAGAAUACCAUUUCUCCAACGGUAGCGGCAGAAGUUGCACACUCUACCGUUUCGACUUCACUUGUAGAUGGUGAAAGGCCGAAAACGAAGCUGUCAGACUACCGUGUUCAAGAUCUUAAGAAUGAGUGCAAGAAACGACAGCUCCCGGUUUCUGGUCCAAAACCGCAUUUAAUUGAACGGCUGAAGCCGUAUGAAGACGAUAUUUUAAAUAACUCUAAUGCACUAAACAUUCAAGAACUGACUGUUGAUUCGGUCAUUGCACCUUCACCUGCUUCUGAUACAUCGACAGGUUCUAAUCGACUACCUCCAAUCAGUAAUGUUAUAAAUGAUUACAUUCAGCAGAAUGUUUCACAGCAUCCAAUUACAGUUGCUCAACAACAACCUGUUUUAGUACAGAUCCCAACGGCUUCUCAGCAGCAAGUCUUACACUUAGUAGAUUCGAAUGGAGCAAUAAUUGCAAACACCGCAGUGCCUUCAAAUAUGCAAUGUUAUUGUAUUUCUUCUGAUUACGGGACGUCUACAGACUCGACGGUUGGUGGAACAAGAAUAAUGGCUGCUGAUCAAUUGCGAUCGGAAGGGUCUCAGUCUACUACAGUGCAGUAUGUCAGUAGUCAGCCACAACCAGUUGUCUCAGCUGCGGAGCCCACAUUUAGCUUUGCUCAGCUGGGAUCUGGAGGACAAUUUACUCUUGUUCAAGCAUCGUCGUCAACAGAUUUUCAACCGCGGUCUACAACUGCAGAAGUGUCGCAGAGUUCUACACAGUGUGUCCAGACAGGAUCACAACAGAUAGUUCAUGUUUGCAGUCAGUUACAACCUGCAUCUGGUGCAGCGCAGCAAACACAGCAAGGUCAGCCGUUGCAGAGUGUUUCAACAACGACUAUACCGAUUGUCUCCACUAAUGGCUGUCAUUUUGGCCGGUCGGUAUUAGCAAAAGCUGUAGGGCAACAGUCACAAACAGUGACUAUUACGCCUGGUCAAACGGUACAGCAGCAACUGCACCAGCAACAUCAGACGCAGCAAAUUGUAGCGCAACCUCAAAUUGCUACAACAGUAGCUUUCAGUCAGAAAUCUCACGUGCCUUACGUACAAUACGUCUUAAAAACCAAUGGAACUCAGCAUGUCGUUCACCAGGAAGUUACACCAGUUUCUCAACGUGCAUUAUGCCCUCCUAUGCAAGCAGCAUUACCAUCUGCUGAAUGCUCACCCAUAGUUGCUGAUUCUGCCUCUGAGAGUUCAAGCGUCCCAUCGCCACAAGAAGCUUAUAAUAAAGCAACCUCCCAGCAAGAUCUUCAUCAAAUAGCCGUUGACCCGAAUGAUACGAGUGCCUUACUUUCGGCGACGACAUUGUCGAUACAUGAAGAAAUGCUACGUUACCAGCAGAGAAAAAUUGAUGAACUUCAGAAAGAACUUCAUUGUUCUCAACAGCAGUUAAGGCAUCAACAACGGGUCAUAUUGGCUGCAAAAAAAGCACAGCAGAAAAAGAGGCAGGAAGCUUACCAGCAUGAGGGAAAUGACGAUCAAAAAUCGCAAGCCGAAGUUUGGCUUCGACAGUUGGAUAUCAGCAAGCUGCACAAGUUCCACAUCCAGCGUUUUGUACAACACAAACAACAGCUGCAG